UUUACUUGUGCUCCAGGAAUGAUAUUGAUGAAUGAAGACUGAAUUUAUCUCAUUAAACCCGUGAUAUUUUUAACCUAAUUAAAUGACGUCUCCAGUUCAAUUGAUUGAACUUUAGUGGUUAAAAGUGAUCUCUUUCUUGCCAUCUGUAUGAUUUUACAUGCAUGCAUGUAUAGAUUUAUAAAUACACGUUGGCGUUUGCGUCUGUGCACGCACGCGUACGCACACGUUUAUAUUGAGGCUUGAAAGUGAAUGAGAAGUUACUCAUUGCCUAAUUUUAUUCAGCAGAACUAAAUUCUGGUAACUUUUGGAUGACCUCUGCUAGACAAAGACAGGACAGAUCUAUUGUACGUCAUAUUACCCUCUUCUUUGACGGCUUUUCUUUUCCUCGCCCGCUUAUCAGUUUCUUCCCUUUUAACCCCGCUUCAGCUCAUCGCUCUGUAUAUUCCUUUGGAUUCUUUUUCUUAUUUUAUUUAAAGCGAGGUACCAAGCCCGGGUGGCGAUCCUGGCUAGUAGAUCAGGCGGCAGGGCAGCAUCCCCCGGGGCUGGGGGAAGCCGGCUCAGACAAAAGGCUGUGGGCAGGGCAGCGGCCGCCGCCCCGGGGUACCCCUACACCUCCGGUACCUGGUUUGCGGGUGCGGCCCGCCGGAGAGGGGGGUCACUCGGUUAGAGGGAUGUUAUUGAGUGGAAUCGCUGGAAAUGCGGGGAAAUGCGGCGGUGGGCGCCCGGCUCCCCAUUGGCCGGGCCGGUCACAUGCCCGCCUAACUUUAUUCAGUUGACAGCAAGUAGGAGGGCUCUAUGGCAGGGGAAAAAAAGACAACACGAGAAAAAUUAGUAUUUUCUACCUUCAGAAAUUAAUGGCCAUGAGUUCGUAUAUGGUGAACUCUAAGUAUGUGGAUCCCAAAUUUCCUCCUUGCGAGGAAUAUUUGCAGAAUAGCUACUUAGGCGAGCAGGAGGCCGAGUACUACAGUGCCUCGCAGGGCUCUGAUUUCCAGCACCAGGGACUCUACCCACGGUCAAACUACAGCGAGCAGCCCUAUAGCUGUAGCAAUGCCCAGGGCUCUGCCGGGCAGCCGCGGGGUCACGGACAGGAGCAAUCCGGCCCGGCGAGCCACUUCCCCGGCCCAGCAGAGCAUUGUCCACCGCCUCCAAUGUCCAACUCGCGAGCCUGCAGCCAGCAGCCGGCCCUCAAACCCCCAAACGGCUCCGCAGUUAAGCAGCCGGCAGUAGUUUAUCCCUGGAUGAAGAAAGUCCAUGUUAACUCGGUGAAUCCCAAUUACAACGGAGGGGAACCUAAACGCUCCCGCACAGCUUACACCAGACAGCAAGUCCUAGAACUGGAAAAAGAAUUUCAUUUUAACAGGUACCUGACCAGGCGCCGCCGUAUCGAGAUAGCCCACACUUUGUGUCUCUCUGAGCGCCAGAUCAAGAUCUGGUUUCAGAACAGAAGAAUGAAGUGGAAAAAAGAUCACAAACUGCCCAACACGAAGGGCAGAUCUUCUUCCUCUGGUUCAAACCCCCAUUUACAAACUGGUUCCAAGGACCAUCAGACUGACUUGACAACUUUGUAGAAGAGGUGAAAUUUUCCAUUUCAUCCUUCGCUUCUGACCAGUACUGUACAUAACUGACACUGCCCAAGCAGAACCUGCAUGUAGCAGCUAAGGACACGAGAAACUGUCAUCUUUCUUUAAGGUACUGUUGUACAAAGGAGACAAAAUGACGCUACUUUGGACUUUAUUUUAUUUGCCUCUGCUAGCACAACCUAAAAAAGGAAAAUAAAACAAAAA
This is a messenger RNA of Hirundo rustica (Barn swallow), 1784 nucleotides long. It is a transcript of the gene HOXD4, whose product is annotated as homeobox D4. The coding region runs from base 855 to 1568 and encodes 237 amino acids. The transcript has 2 exons. Gene Ontology annotation, cellular component: nucleus. Lineage: Eukaryota; Metazoa; Chordata; Aves; Passeriformes; Hirundinidae. The record is from RefSeq and is a predicted model, not a curated record. Gene Ontology annotation, molecular function: RNA polymerase II cis-regulatory region sequence-specific DNA binding; DNA-binding transcription factor activity, RNA polymerase II-specific. Gene Ontology annotation, biological process: anterior/posterior pattern specification; regulation of transcription by RNA polymerase II; embryonic skeletal system morphogenesis.